Molecule: messenger RNA, 852 nt
Organism: Rhizoctonia solani
Lineage: Eukaryota; Fungi; Basidiomycota; Agaricomycetes; Cantharellales; Ceratobasidiaceae
Exons: 4
Coding region: 1-852 (283 amino acids)
Biological process (GO): adenylate cyclase-activating G protein-coupled receptor signaling pathway
Cellular component (GO): plasma membrane
Molecular function (GO): G protein-coupled receptor activity
Source: RefSeq, a predicted model, not a curated record
AUGUCAUUCGGCGCCAUAAUAAACAUCCAUUGGGCCUCGAAGGCUCAAGUCUCGUGCGGUCAGGUCUGUAACGCCCAAGGCGCAAUUCAAAUUCUAGGAGAAACUGCUGUUGCUCUUUUUACGCUCGCCAUCACACUCUUGACUUUUAUUUCGAUUGUUCGUGGAUGGGCAGUCAAGGCCCGGGUGUGGGUAUGGGGGAGCAUUGUGUUCGGGGUGUGGGCUUUUGGUGCGCUUUGGGCUGGGGUCGGGGGAGCUCUGGAGGGAUUUUAUGCCCCAACACCGUAUUGGUGUUGGAUUAGUGCAAAUUAUAAUGCGCAUAGAAUAGGUGCUGAAUACGUUUGGCUGUGGAUAUCUGGAUUCGGAAGCGUACUCUUGUAUACACCACUUUUCCUUCUUUUGAGAGGAAAUAUCAAAUGGGAUCCUGAAGUUGGAUGGGCAUCUUUGGCGUGGAGCUGGAGGGGGAAUAAUGUAUUGGGAAGCAACACAUUAUUAUGGUAUCCCCUUGCAUAUACGAUCACAAUCCUCCCAGUUUCCAUAGUACGUUGGAUCAUGUUUAGCGGUGGUCAAGUCAGUGCGGCAGCGUCGUUUGUAGCCGUCUCUAUAUUUAAUCUUUCGGGAGUUGUCAACGUCGGGUUGAUUCUACUGACGAGAACGAAUGUACUGGGGCUUGAUUAUCAAGCAAAAGAGGGUGCCGAGUCUCGGUCUGUCGGUGACCUGCUAUCAGGUGAAGAUUCCGUCGAGGGGGAUUUAACGGGAUUUGGAGGCGUUAGGGUGGUAAAUCAGCGUGAAUCGGGUCUUAUGGAGCGAGGUAUAGGUCGGACGGAAAAAGUAGUGUUUCUUCGGAUGGUUUGA